AUGACCGGUUUCUGCACAAUGAUAGUCUGUUUACUUGCGACGUUGAGUUUCACGAAAUCGAAAGAGAACAAUUUUACGGAUCUAUCAGACGUCUCUCUUCCCACGGAAUCUUCGAGCAUCAAUCAAAAGUUCCACGUAUCCGACGCUUCAGACGAUGAAAAUCGCGGCAAAAGAACUAAUUAUGGUGAAGCGAUCUCAACGUCCGCAGACCGAGCGAUAAAGAGCACGCCGAAAACGGAUUCUGCGAAAAUCGCUUUAGAAAAAUUUGAGUCAAGCAAAUUGCCGGGAGCAAACAUCCACGACGACGGGCGAUUUUUUAAAGAAAACGGAAUGGACUCGUCGAUAGGUAAACGUUUUAAGAUGGAAACACAUGAGAAUAAGUUUAAUAAGUUGAAGUGGAUUUUGACCAAAUCCAGCUCAUGGAAUAAUUCCGUCGUAACUGAACUUCCUAUUGAUUUUCAAGUGCCCAGUACGGAACUAGAAAACAACGUCAACGAAAACCCCGUUCUGCCAAAGUCGACGAAUGGUUCGUCGAAUGUCGCGAGCUUACAAAAGGGAAAAGCUACAAAUGAUGGUUCCACCACGCAUGGUAACAUUUUCGAGAGAGUUAAAUCCGCCAGGAGCAGUGUUAACGGAAAGUCAAAGUUUCUUAAACCCGACGUGAGUGCCGAAGUUACAAACCUAACUUUGACGUCGCCGUCCAACGAUAUCAUAUUCAGGACAUCCGAAGUUAGUGACAACGCGAUGUAUAACCAAAAGCUGUCCUCCGAAUUGCGUUCCACAAUUACAACGCCAAAGGAAAAGUUUCAGACAAUUCGUGACGGACUCGCUGCAUCGGUCCACUCCGGAACAACGCCUCAUAAUUCUUCGACGCCGUUUGGGCCGCGUCCCGUAAAAAUGACGCCAUCUUCGUCCACUCCCGGCGCGAACGUCGACACAAACUCCGGAUACGCGACGGGAAGCAGCGGCGACCUUCAAACUUCUCCUGGAAGUUAUAAAACUAGCGUCUCAGCAGCUAUUACUUCAUUCAAUAGCGGGAAAAUGCUCCAUCAUAACGAGAGCGCGAACAAAGAAAUUCCCUGGCCCGUAAAAAAAGAAGCUAUUGUGGAAGGCGAUUUAAUCAUAGGCGGAUUAAUGAUGGUGCACGAACGUGAAGACAGUAUAACCUGCGGUCCUGUAAUGCCGCAGGGUGGUAUCCAGGCUCUGGAAGCAAUGCUCCGUUGCUGUCAAACAUAA
This is a messenger RNA of Cylas formicarius (sweet potato weevil), 1236 nucleotides long. RefSeq lists its product as uncharacterized. Lineage: Eukaryota; Metazoa; Arthropoda; Insecta; Coleoptera; Brentidae. The record is from RefSeq and is a predicted model, not a curated record. The transcript has 6 exons. The coding region runs from base 1 to 1236 and encodes 411 amino acids.